AUGGAAAAAGUUCCCACCCGCCUCAACGUGGCCCCCGUGCCUCCGGACGAGAUCUUCGCCUUGAACGGCGCCUACUUCGCCGAUCCCCACCCGCAAAAGGUCAGCCUUGGUGUCGGUGUUUACCGCACUGAUGAAGGCAAGCCAUGGCCGCUGCCGGUCGUCGAGAAGGCCGAGAAGGAAUUGGCAGCCGAGAACGACCCCAUGCGACACGAAUACACUGCGAUCGAAGGUGACGUCCCGUUCCUGGGACUCGCACGGGACCUGAUGUUCGGCUUUGAGAACGGCAACAGCGACACAGAGGCCAAGGCACGCAUCGCUUCUGUGCAGACUGUUGCCGGAACAGGUGCUAACCACCUCGGUGCCCUGUUCCUGGCACACCACAUGAAGCCACGUAACGUUUGGUUGUCGAACCCCUCAUGGGCGAACCACAUGACUAUUUGGGAAUUGGCUGGUGUCCCCCGCAAGACCUACCCUUACUACCAUGCUGCGACUCGGUCUUUCGAUUUCGAGGGCAUGAUUGCUACCCUCGAGUCGGAAGCGCUGGAGGGAGAUGCUGUCCUUCUGCACGCUUGUGCGCACAACCCCACCGGUUUGGACCCGAAUAAGGAGCAGUGGAUGGCCAUUGCGGAUGUUUGUGAGCGCAAGAAGCUCUUCCCCUUCUUUGACUCUGCGUACCAGGGUUUCGCUUCUGGAUCAGUUGAGGAGGACGCCUGGGCCGUCCGCUACUUCUUUAACAACAAGCCAGAUAUGGAGAUGUGCGUUGCGCAGUCUUUCUCUAAGAACUUUGGUCUGUACGGCCAGCGUGUUGGUGCUUUCCACUAUGUUACCAACCGCAGUUCUACUGUUAUUCGCGAUAUCAUCGUCAACAACUUGUGUCACUUGAUCCGUGGCGAGUUCUCUAUGGGCCCUCGUAUCGGUACUACCAUUGUGAAGAAGAUUUUGACCAACGACGAGCUAGUUGCCGAUUGGCACCAGGAUCUACAGGUUAUGAGCUCUCGCAUUAAGACCAUGCGCCAAGCGCUGUACGACGAGUUGGUUCGUCUGCGGACUCCUGGCACCUGGGAGCACAUCAUUGAGCAGAAUGGCAUGUUCUCCUACACCGGUCUGACUCCCAAGCAAGUUUACGCUCUCAAGGACCAAUACCACAUUUACCUGCUCAAGUCCGGCCGGGCUUCCAUCAGCGGCUUGAGCGAAAAGAACGUCAAGUACGUGGCACAAGCCAUUGACGAUGUCAUCCGCAACGUGCUGUAA
Messenger RNA from Penicillium verhagenii, 1251 nucleotides. RefSeq names its product putative aspartate transaminase. Gene Ontology annotation, molecular function: L-aspartate:2-oxoglutarate transaminase activity; pyridoxal phosphate binding. Lineage: Eukaryota; Fungi; Ascomycota; Eurotiomycetes; Eurotiales; Aspergillaceae. Gene Ontology annotation, biological process: L-aspartate biosynthetic process. The coding region runs from base 1 to 1251 and encodes 416 amino acids. Gene Ontology annotation, cellular component: cytosol. The record is from RefSeq and is a predicted model, not a curated record. The transcript has 3 exons.